Messenger RNA from Pocillopora meandrina, 12478 nucleotides. The record is from the annotation of a GenBank genome assembly. Lineage: Eukaryota; Metazoa; Cnidaria; Anthozoa; Scleractinia; Pocilloporidae.
AUGCUAAGGAAAUCCCUUAUCAUCAUACUUCAGUAUAUUUUGGUCUCCCUUUAGAUAUACUACGGCAACAACGACCAAAACGGUGUUGUGGUAAACACUUUCAUAACACCGAUCGAGGCUCGCUUCGUCCGUCUUUACCCAUACGCCUGGCAUGUACACAUCUCCUUGAGAAUGGAGCUCUAUGGCUGUAGUUUAAAACCAGGUUUACCAUCAGGUGAUUAUCAUAAUAUUUAUUCCCGCUCUUAAUUUUCUCUGUAAUCUUCGUAGCGUCUUCAUUGGGUUUGGCUUUCAGGGCACAGAUACGGACAGGGAGAGUGUGACUUCUUACUUUUUCUUACCGUUAUGAAAUUUGAUCAGAGGUCAAGGAGGCCUAUAAUUAUCGGCAGGGAGAGUCGUUUUUAACCCUUUAAAUCCCAGAAGUGAUUCACAUGUAAUCUCUCCCUAUGAUAUCUAUACCACAUCCAGUAAACAGGUUAUGAGAAUACUCAAACUUAUUUAUCAGGUUACAGUUGUUCUCCUGAUCUAACACCAAAUUCUCAUCACUUAUUUACAAGAAAUUUUGUAGCAGCUAGAGGGGAGGAUCGACAAUCAGAUCUUGAGAUUUAAGGGGUUAACGAAGUUUGGUAUUAUGUAUCACGAAAGCUCACUUGGUGCUCAUGUUAUGAAAUAAGUUGAAAAUUAUUUACCCGAAGAUUAUCAUAGAGGGUGAGAAGGGGGCACAUGGUUUGGAUUUUACGGUGCUCUUAUACAUAUCUUGGACCAAAAGUUUUGAAAAAGAGAAAAUGAUAACUUUUCCUUCAGAGUGCGCAACACCUUUGGGUAUGGAAAAAAAGGUCAUCCCUGACUAUGCCAUAACAGCUUCAACUGAGGUAAGAGCUACGGAGAAAAAAUUGCUUUUACAGAUAGAGGACUCUCCAUUUCCUUUUGCAAACGAUAUUUAUAUUGCAGUGCUGGGAAGAAAUCAUAAUUUCAAGUAUAGGACGUACCUUAUGGCUGUGCUUAACGAGUGCUGAAAGCGAGAUCAUUUAGCUUUUUCUUAGAAUCAUGCUAGUGGCAAUAGAUACACGUUUGCCUCAACAUUUUAUGAACGGUUUGUUGAAAGAGCCGUUGUCGUCAACACUAUAGCCUGACUGUAGCCUAUUUAUCACCAAUUGCAUUUCAUGUAUGAAAUAAUUCAUUGUGGGAUGCAAAAAAUAUGGCUGCUAAUGGAAAGACUGGCGGUACUACUGGUUGGGUAACAUUUAUCGCGCACUUUCGAGUGCUUAACUUAUCUUGACUAAUUUUCUUUAGUAUGGUUCAGCGUAUGGAGCCUCAAAUGCCAGGCUGCACCUUACUAAAGCGGGUCACGGAACGACUGGUGCAUGGUCUGCAAGAUCAGACGACAAAUCACCAUGGGUUCAGGUGGACUUUGGGAAGAUCAAGAGAGUGACGAAAAUUGCCAGUCAAGGCCGCUCAGACUACGCCCAGUGGGUGACCAAAUACAGGGUCUCGUACAGUACAUUUGGAAAAACGUUUACGCUUCAAGAUCGUGUAAGCUACGCUUAGAUAACAUACAUAUAUUUUGCAUUUUGAUAGGGUUUUAAAAAUACAUGCUACUUUAGUUCCUUGUGAUGUAUUAUUCUACGCUUGAUGAUCUCUUAGUUUUAAUUCUUACCACCCCUUAAUGCAGAAGAAAACUCGAAUACAACCCAUUUUUUUUUUUGUUUUGUUUUAUUUCAAGAUAUUAAAAUGCCGUCAAUCUUUUGGACAUCGAUCAACGUUUAUAAAAAUAUCUGCGAUGGGAGAGAAAAACAUACACCAUUAUUUCCGAAAGACUCCUUUCUUUAAAGUUGUUCAAAAUGGGUCCGUUAUUUUGAAACACCAAUUUAUCGUAGAUCACAGAUUUGCAAUUUGUUGUUGUUUUCAUUGAAAUUCAUACCCAAAAAGUAUGCCCAACAAACUUAACGUGAUCAUUUUUUGAUAAUUUAGAACACCAUAUGAACAUUAUAACCUGAAAUGACUCUCAUCACUAAGUUACAGUAACAUCUUCCUGUCGAUGGGCGAGGUUUUGCCUUUCCCACAUCAGAAUUUUUGCAAGUCCGCCGGUACAAUUGAUUUGGAUCCUUAUAGGUUUACCAAGCUAACAGUGACCAGAACAGCGUCGUUGUCAAUUCUCUCGUGAAACCCAUCGAGGCUCGUUUCGUUAGGAUAAAACCUGAGGGAUGGAGUAACCACUGUUCGAUGAGGUUUGAAGUAUAUGGAUGCGACGUCUCUGAAGGUGAAAUUUCAUUUUUUCAGUCAUCACACAUUUACGAAAUCCCCCUUUGAUUUGUUUAUCAAACAACUAGUGUUGAAAACAUGACGUAUUGAUCUUCAUGUCUGCAGAAUGUGUGACGCCACUCGGACUGACCAGUAAGAAAUUACCCAACUCGGCAAUAACAGCCUCUUCCGAGGUAAGUAUAGCCUUCACUAUUCCACUCCCUUGCAAAAAAUCCUCAUAAUCAACGCGCCAAUUUUAAGUUAUACUUCUCUCUGAUAUAUCCAAAAGGAAUUUGACAGAGAGUUCCUUUUUUCCGUACAUCAUUAACCUUGGGAACAUAAGUUGAGCAUGUCUUUUCUAUAAUUUUGCAUAAUGAUUUAUGAUUUUCAAAUGAUAACUUCAAUAGCAGGAAAAUUCUCCGUCGCGUAUCUGUUACCCACAACGUGAUGGGAACAGAUAGGGGCCCAGAAAGGGCUCCUCUGUCUUUUCAUACUUUAUCACAGUAGCUGUAAUUCACUCAGUCUGUAAUUCAUAUUUAGAAGUUUAUAGCUGUUAGAGUGAGUUUAGAUAGAGAAAGAGAGAAAGAGUUGUGAUUGACUAGUUGCGACCGGUGUCCCAUGCCACGCUACAUUGGUAAUUUUCUCGUCUUUGUCAUGCAUAGAUGAGAAAUAUGUAGGAAGUGUGAUGCAUAUGAGAGGCUCUUACGCUUAUUCCCUUUUAUAUUGUCAGUGGAAUGGAAACCGUGGGGCCAGUACUGGAAGACUCUACUAUGUAUCAACUGAUAGGAGGAAUGGGGGCUGGUCUGCCCAAGUUAGCAAUAAAAGGCAGUGGUUAGAAGCAGAUCUAGGCGAGACGACCACUGUCACUAUGGUGGCAACUCAGGGACGGUACGACUAUGAUCAGUGGGUAAAGAGCUUUAAAGUGGCUUACAGCAAGUAUGGAAGUCAUUUUGAAUUUCAAGACAAGGUGAAUACUGACAUAAUCAAAUACACGACCGCAAGAGUUCUCAAUCAUUUUGAUCUCGGUAAAGGCCUGGAACGGAUCUGUUUCUUUAAGUAUAAUUCUUUCUCAGACCUUUUUGUAUGAGGGUAUCUGUUAUCCUAGUUAAAUGAUAUGAGUAUGCCAUUUUGUAGUAGCUAAAAUGAAGAAAAAACUUCAUGGAACGUCCAAGAUGACAAAAUUCAUGACCUUCUGGGUGCUCUGACACAGACGGAUUAACCAAGGAGUUUGGCCCAUAUUGGGAUUUAAAUAUCUUGUGUUGAUUUUAUCUCUUUAAAGGACUUUAUACGUGUAAAAUUUUGUAUUACCAAAGGGACGAAUAGAACUGCUCUCGGCCCGAGUUCUGUGGCGUCUCAAGUGCCCAUUUUAUAAUUCAUUGAGGUCAAAGAUAGAGCAUUUGCAGUGCUUUAGUUUCACUGAAAAAAAAAAUUAAACGCUUUAGGAAUUACUCUAAUAAAAAUUGCCUUACGAUUCAGGUUUAUGAUGGCAAUGCAGACAGGAACAGCGUUAUCGUCAAUAAGUUGAUUCAACCAAUCAAAGCACGUUUCGUUCGCCUCUAUCCUGAGAGUUGGAGUGGGCAUAUUUCCAUGAGAAUGGAGCUGUAUGGUUGUGAAAUCUCCUCAGGUAUGCUGUAUGUGUCAGGCUCUAUCUUUUCUAUGAUCAUUCAAGUUGAAAAAGCCUUUACGACUCUGAAUAGAAACCACUGAGAUGGCUUCGUUAGCAACAAAUACUGAAAGUUUGGGUCUCAAAAGACGUCAAAUUUAGUCAGACUCAUGAGAAUGCUGUUAACGAUUACUAAGCUGUUCGCAUUUAACCGAUUCCACGAAUUGAGGUGAAGGAAACAUGAUAUUUAUAUCUCGGUAGGAUGUUCUUCACCACUGGGAAUGGAGGACAAAAGCAUACUAGACUCAGCUAUAACAGCAUCAUCAGAGGUAGAUCAGUCCAAAGCUACAGGCUUAACCUAAGCCUCAGCCUGCCUGUUACGUAUCUACGUUUUGCCUCGUUGAAAAUAAAUGUUUCCCCUCAGCCAUGUUUGUUCCUCUCGUCUUGUUUCUUCAUUAAAUGAAUGAAAUAUUAGGAAGAUUUCAUUGAGUGAUGAUACACAGGUUAUCUAGUGUCCGCCCUAUCCCUUUUUUUUUUUUCUUUUACUUUUCUACACGCUAUCCAGUCCACAGUUAGCUAUCGUGGCUUUGUCAAGCUAAAAUUUGGUUUAAAAAGAAAUUGAAGAUAAACAUGAAUUUGUUAAUUCCUGUCUAAUUCAAAUGUAUCUUUUCACAAGUGGGACAUCAACCAUGGAGCGAACAAUGCGAGAAUCUACCACAUGGCUGGAGGUUCAAGAAAAGGGGCGUGGUCAGCGCGGAGAAGCGACAAAGAACCAUGGAUUCAAAUCAAUCUUGGUAAAAUUGUGGAGGUGACCAAAGUAGGGAGCCAAGGUCGUCAAGAAGCCGCUCAGUGGGUCACCAAAUACAAGGUGUCUUACAGCACGGACGGUCAUCACUUCACAUCUCAGAAUCAGGUGAAACGUCAAUCCCUUCCAAGAUCCAAUUACUAAUAAUUUAGGCGACAUUAUACAAAGAGUUAUUGUUGAAUUAACGCGAGUAUCUCGACAAGUUGUAAAGAGCUUUAAUGACUACAUGAAAGUGUUUCAUUAACCUGGCCGACAAAUCGGUAGGAUUCCCUCUUUAGAUUUGCUUAAUUCACAACAGCCCUAUACCAAACUGUCAUAACUACCUUGAGUUAAACUGCGAUUUCAGGAAUACAUUGGGAAUAAAGAUCAGAAUACCCUCGUCAUCAACGAUUUAAUCCAGUCAAUCAAGGCACAGUAUGUCCGAAUCCUUCCACAAGAAUGGUUUCAGGUUGCUUCAAUGAGAGUGGAAUUGUAUGGCUGUGUUUCAAGUAAGAUAUAGCAAGUAUACACUUUUAGCGAAAUACAAAUCAAAGCUUAGUCUGAGGUGACUGCGAACUAACUGUGUAUUUUUUCUUUUGCGAAGAACCUGUAGAUGGCGGAUACUCCGCUUGGGGACCGUACGGUGAAUGCAGUAAACAAUGUGGCGGAGGAGAACAAACUCGAAGGCGUACUUGUACCAACCCACCACCAGCACACGGUGGCAGAAAUUGCGCCGGUCUAGGACCCGACUUUUCAACCAGAGAAUGCAACACUCAAAACUGUCCAAGUGAGCACUUUUACUUUCAAGAGCUACGGAUGGAGACGAACUGGCCACAGUUUUAACUUAAGAAUGCCAAUAAUUUUUAGGACAUCUAUUUUUAUCUAUGACUAGCACUUACAGGUUGUCCAAAUUUCUUUUCUUCCGAAUCAAGGCUUCUUUCGGCAUUAGAAAUUUAUAUGUUGCAUUCGAAUUGUGUGUGAUACAAUAACAUUACACUGCCUCUUAUUUUAUUCCCAGUUGAUGGUGGUUUUAGUAAUUGGCUCGAAUGGAGCGAUUGUUCUGCCACCUGUGGUGGAGGCAGCAGAGAGCGCAGCAGGAAAUGUGAUAACCCUGUUCCACAGUAUCAAGGAAAGAAUUGCGCCGGACUCUCAUUGGAAACACAGGCUUGCAAUGAGGAAGAAUGCCCUAGUUGGUGCUUCUCUCUUAUACUUGAUAUAUCAUUAUUAUUAUUACUACUUUUAUAAUAUUAUUAUUGAUAAAAACAGGAUUUUGGGGGCAAAUUUGGUGUUAAUAAGCAAGAGUUAAUUUUACAAAGAGAACAAAACUACGCGAGCCCGUUGGGCAAGUACAAUUUGUAGUCUUUAAAAAAAGGUUUAUUUGCACCAAAUUUUACGAGAAAUCUUGUUGGUUAUUGUUAAUAAUUUACAUGAAAAAGGCAUCACAGAAAGUCAAGAUGAACGAGAUUUUCGUAACGCGCGCGCUAUUUGUAAUUUGCACUCGUAUUGCAUAAACAAUGCACACAUUUCACCCAGUCAGACGCGCGUAAUUUUCUCAUUUUAUUACAAUGUAUUAAAUAUUGCCUGAUCAACCAUUUAAUACGGGUUUUUACGUGUUUGUUUUGCUUUCGUUAUAAUCAGUAGAGAGAUCCGUUACAUUACUUUAUUUUUUUCUCCGGAAUAGCUCUGUGUAAAAUAUUGAAUCUGGAACCUUCCGAGAAGUGGCUUCUGCAUGGACGUACUACAUGCCAACUUGCAAUUUUCAAUGACAGGUUAAAGUGCACUAUUUUAGCUGUAAUUGUUUUGUAGCGAAUGGCGGUUAUUCUGCAUGGGAACCAUAUGGUGAAUGUACAAAAACGUGUGGAGGUGGAAAGCAAUAUCGUGAGCGAACGUGCACCAAUCCACCGCCAAGUGCAGGAGGAAAGGAUUGUGACGGACUUGGACCGAGUAAAACAAGUAGAGAAUGUAAUAAUCAGGACUGCCCUGGUGAGUUUUUGUUAAAUUGAAACAUAAUAACCAACGGUAAUAUUUAAAAAGCAUUAUUUGAUGAACAGAAUUAUGAAAGAUUAAAUUAUAUUUGAUGUUAGCCUUAUCGAAAAGAGUUUUAAAAGCUUCUAAAAAAUAUUUAAAAACGUUUUAAGGACUGAGAAGGGUUUUCAUUUGUGUCAGAAGUGUAUAGAGGUGAAAUACUUCUGUUCCUACUGAUUGAAUUCUAUAUUAAAACAUUAUUCAACAAAAUAAAUGCUCAUACACACCAAAGAAUGAAAAAUCGUCUAAUUUUUAACCUUUUUCAAAAUAUUUAUCAUUUAUACACCAAUCAUAUGUACAUAUAUAAGCACUGUAAGUCACUUAAUCCAUAUUAUUUCGUUGUUUCUUUAAGUCAACGGAGGUUACACGACUUGGAGUAAGUGGAGUGAGUGUUCUGCCAAAUGUGGAGGAGGAACACGCAGUCGUAGCCGGGAAUGCACAAAUCCAACACCACAAUACGGUGGGAAAGAUUGUUCAGAUCUGGGACCGAAGACACAGGAAGAGGAUUGUAAUAAGGAUGGAUGUGCAGGUUGACUUAGUUUACUUUAAUUCAAAUGGCUAUAUAUUAUUUUUAAUCUUCAACUUAAAUUUUCGUUCCAUGCAGUCAAAUGCACUCCCAUGAUUGUGACUGAAAGAAAGGAUUCGUUUCCUACAUGCACUUAUAAGUACUUUACAUUACUAGCGUGUUGUUAAUUGGCUCAUGUAAACGCUGUGGACCAAGGAAUACUCCUAAGCUAUAUACACGAUAAUCUUGGAUUUCUUAGAGCCUUAACGCCGAGAGAGCCUUUGGCUCACAGGGUGUUGAAAACCGUAAUCAAAUUGCAACGUGAUGAAAAGAGUUUAGCAAUGAUCUACAGAAAAAAAUUAUGAUGUUUCUUAAUCAUUGCAUUGAAUAUUUCCAGUGAAUGGAGGUUAUGGACCAUGGGGGUCUUGGGGCGAAUGCUCCAUAACUUGUGGAAAAGAGAGCGGAGGGAUAAGGAGACGCGUCAAGUUGUGCGAUAACCCAGCACCAGAAAAUGGCGGAAAGGACUGUUCAGGUCUUGGACCAGAUAGCGAGACAAAGCCGUGCGUACCACUAUUAAAGAAAUGUCCAGGUAUGCAUACAUAAAGAAUUAUCUUUAAAGAGUUUAUAAAACGAAGGCAGGCUAUCUAUCUUUCAGGGACAAACGAAUGAAGCGGGUAAGUUUCUAAAGAAACUGUGGUACUGCGUCGGUGGGAGAGUGCAACAGAGUACUUGUAGAGUAAUUUAGUAUAAUCAACUGAGUUGAUAAAGUAAAUUGGCCAAGUAAGACAGGGAAAUGUUUAAACUUAUUUUGCAAGUCUACUGGGGGGAGGGGAGUGGGGGAACACUGAGUUAAGAGUCUAAGAGUAGAUAAAUUUUUAUGACAAUUAUUCGCGUGCGGCCAAAAAAUGCUAAUUGUAGAUUUUUUUCACAUCCGUUUAUGGAACCAUCAUUAUCAUUUCCAUUAUUGUUAACUGUAUUUUGAUAUUAAUUAUAAUUUCAGCAAAUAUCACGUCCCUCCUAAUUUGGGCAAACUCAAAUCAUGCUGCCAUUACACAGAAAUUUUUCUAGAAUAAUCGAUUCAAUAAAUUGAUGCAAAGAGAUUCAAAGCUGACGUUUCGAGCGUUAGCCCCGACGAAGGGCAAACAUCUUUUGCAUUCUAAAAUCAACAAUUAUUCAUUUUCCACCAGCUGGAAAUCAACAACAUAGUACGAUGUUAAACUAAAGACUCGACAGAUUAAGUCUAAAAGAUCCUGAGAUCAUUGGUAAGGAGCAAUCGUGACGGUCCUAACAGCUUAUAUAUGUAUGAUGUAUUCAGUUCUCUAGCCUGGUCCCUUCAUGGUAUUAACCGUCAAUUAUUUUCGCUCCAUCAGUUCUUAUACGUAAUAUGUUGCGAUUCUCAUUUUCCUCAGUGGACGGCGGAUGGGGAGAAUUUGGCGCGUGGAGUAAGUGCUCGGUUACUUGUGGAGGAGGAGAACAGAUCAGAGAACGAAAAUGUAACAAUCCCAAGCCUGAAGCUAAAGGGAAAGAAUGUGAAGGAGACCGACAAGAGACCAAAGAAUGCAACACCGAUGAGUGUGGACGUAAGUAAUGGAAGAUUUUUAACCUUGUCCUUUUAUCAUCAGUGUAGAGGACGCGGUGGCUUUCGCAAAUUCACUGUGUACAAAUUCAUCGGCAAUCACGACGGCGACGCUAAGGAAACUUCGUCUCAAAAAUGUCCAUGCAUUCGGCGGAAGAGUUUUCCACGUGGCAUAUUGUUUUUUACCGUCCAAAACGGCGCGUCGAAUCUCCUUUUCGGCGAAAAUUGAAAUGGAGCCAUUAAUGUCAUGAAGAGACACAAAAUUUCCUGUCGAGGUGUUCGUUCGCAGACAACAAAGUACUUGGUAAUUUAAGGUUAUUGUUUACCAGAGAACGGUGAGAAAAUAUACAAAGUUUUAAAAUGCACGUGCAAAACUAUUUUUCUGCCCGUCAAGACUUACAUUUAUCCACUUCUCGUCUUCUUCUUACACUGGUUUUCAUAAGGUUCAUUGUCACUCUAGUCAGGAGUAUUAAAAGAUAAUGCAAACUGUCCAGGGAACCUGAAAACCUCCAGCAGGGUGCCCAGCAGGGUACCCCACUGGGUACCCUGCGACUAACAACUAGCUCCUAAAACACAGGGAGUAGCAAUUCUCCCGAUCAGAUAAGCUGCUCGUUUCGGAAGCCGAGAUGUACACCGACAAUGUGAGUCAUAAGGCUUGAGAAGGAACGAAUUCAGCAACUUAUCUCUAGUUAUUAUAACUCCAUCUUCUUUUAUGAGUAUAACUCGACGGAAACCGCCGACCCGGUUCAAAGUUAAGCUUGAGUAAGCACAGAGAUCGAAAUGACAAAAAAUAAGCUUUUGAAAAUUAUGCUGAUCUUAAGCACAGCUUUAUUGUAAAUCUGUAUAAACGCACCAAAAUAACUAUUAAAUGUCAAAAUCAUUUUUUGUGAAGAAACCGCUUUGGACUAAUUAGUCAUGAUUAAGCAGUCCACACUAUAGCGUUGUUAUCUGAGACUAGGCAUUUAACCCCAUCCAUUUUUACCUUCAUCCUGAGGGUGUAGACCGCUGACUCUUUCUUAAAGAAGUUUGCCAAAGGUAACCUGCAUUGGACUACAACUCUUUGCAAGGAAAGUAGUAUUACUUCAGAGUCAUUUUAUGUCACAAAAUAAUUUUUUUUCCUUUCUUCAAAAGCUGAGUGGAGGCCGGUUGGCUGCUUCAUGAAUAGCGUUCGCGCCCUCGGACAGAUCCUUGAAAGAGUUGGGAGCAAGUCAUCAAUAAGCGCCCGCUAUGCAGCAUGCACGUCAGCGGCUGACAAUGAUGGUGUGACCUUGUUCGGUAUGGACGACAGGAGAUGCUGGACUGGUGAAAAGGCAGAAAGCACAUUCACCAAAUAUGGAACCUCAGACCAGUACUCAGACGCAAAGAAGGUAUCAUUAAGUGGUGGUCUGUCAGAGUCGGGAACAAUGUUUGUCUACGAGAAGGACGCAAGCGGUGGGAAAUUCUUUUUUUUACUCCAAUCAUAUAAUAACAAUUCAUCUUUUCUUUUUUCGGGAGACUAACUUGUAAAAGUGAAAGAUUAUAUCAGGUAUAGAACACAUUGUCAAAUUGAAAGUACAAUGGUUUCCUUGAGGAAUCAUUUCCGUGAUUAUCGAAAGCAAAGCUGGAAAUGAAGUAAAUUAAAAUCUCUUCUCAUUCCGUCACAACAAGUGCGCUUUGCAAUCUGUCUGGCUUCGAAUGUGCGAAUCACUCUAUUUAAAACUGAAUGGCAACUGAACUUAGUAUUAACCACUUUACACAUGAGGUAAAACUUGACGAUUCAUUCUGUUACCAUUUUGAAUGACUUAUUUUUCCACUAUACGGCGUUACAGCAACAAAAUCAAGCUUUUGUCAUUUAUUCAUGAACUAUUUUUUCGAGGUAUAUGUGUUGGUGCGAUAUUUUCAUUGCGCAUUUUAUACUCAAUAAAAAUGUUUAUUUUUUCCAUUCUUGUACCUGUAAUAGAUUUAUAGUGAGUUAUUAAUACGAUAACGUUAUAGCCUCGAGAUCGUAAAGGGUUUGAAACGGUUACUUACAAAAGACUUAAGGAUAAGUAAUUUAUUAUUAUCAACUGAGUUGAUAACGUAAAUUGGCCACCGUAAAGAGUUUCAAAUCGUCCCGAGCGUUAGCCCUUCUUCAGAACGAAUGGCGAAGGGUUAACACUCGGGACAUCAACUUUGAAAAUGUUAAUAGUAGCCAAUUUACGUUAUCAACUCAUUAUCAAAUGACAAAACUAAAUUACCCUCCCACCGACGCAGCAUCACAGUUUCUUUAAAAACCUAUCUCCUUUAUUCAUUUAAAAGGAUAAGUAUAUUGUUGAUGUACUAAAGUAUUUUGCAACGUAGAUCGGCUAAUUCGUCUUCUUGUCUUUAAAAAGGGGAAUGGAACAAAAAGGGUUGUUACAUCAACAAAGGACCUAUACUAGCUUUACCAGACUCAUUCGAUGACAAUGUUGAAAACUAUCAAGGAAAAGAAAACAUCCUUGAAGCGUGCACAAAGAAGGCUAAGGAUUCUGGCUACACGGUAUUUGGUGUUGACGACAAGAAUUGCUGGGCAGAUAAUAGUGGCAAGAACGAGUACGACGUGUACGGGGAAUCCUCAGAAUGCCGCAAAGGAUCCGGCAGUGAAAUUGACGGUGACAUGUUUGUUUACCGUUUUGAGUAAUAAUUGUUAAGGUAGGUUAUACUGUCAUAUUUAAUGAUAAAUAAAUUAGUUCUCGCGAAAGAGAUAAGAAAAUAGCUGGCAGAUUGGUCUCAGGGUCAUGUGGUGCGUGUUUCUGAUCUCGAUGUCUUGAAAAUCAUUCUAUUCUCAGGGCCGUGGCCAGACUUCGGAACAAGACGAGGUAAGUUUCGAGCGCCGAAGGCGCGAGCCGCUAGGUGGGUCUGGCGGCAUGCCCCCGCCCCCCGAACAUUUUGAAAUCUGGAGGCUCAGAAAUGCUCUUUUAAGCAUUUUCGGUGGCAUUUUUCAUUAGAAAAGUCAAUCUUGGGCCAAAAUCCCUCGCCCUAUAAAUAAAUAAUGACUUUAUUGGAUAACACAAUUACUGGUAGAACCAGUAGUUCUCAUUGUGGUCUACAAACACGUCUUGCCUCGUGCUAGCUACGGCUCUGAUUCUGAAACUUGAAAGGUCAAUAAGUUUGGACCUGACUUCCGUCUGUGAUAAAGAGUAACUUUAUUAGGGACACUUGCAUCUCAGACAACCCUCCAACUAGGCCUAAUUAUCGUAAAAUAGGUUUCGGUUGGUGAUCGUGUACAUAACACUUUCAAAAGAGAAAUUUAAUCGUUCUUCUCACGAUGUGGUCAAUUUAGAUGUGGAUCGCGACAUUUUGACUGCAUACUGCUGGCCUACUUCAGGCGAUAAGGUCGACUGAGUACGCAUCGCCUAUAUGCUGAAGUGCUCGGCUUAGAUCGAAUGAAAUUUUGAGAUUGGUGCAUCUUCGGAUCAGGUUUCGUUUGUGGUCCGUUGCCGUAGGGAUAUCCUGCUGAUGGCCUAAACAGGCCUAAAUAGGCCUAAAUAAUUGAUAAAUUUAUAAUUAAAACCAAGGAUGACCUGUGUUGGACUAGCAUUGCGUAAGCACCUUCAGUCUGACAUGCACUCUUUGGUUCCCAGUACAGAACUGGGCAACUGAAUUCAAUUGACAAGUGCUAAUGAGAAUGCUUUAAUUAUCAAUUUUCAUCUUUUGCAGACAAAGGAAAUCAAAUUCAGAAACGGACGACACAUAAAAUGGAAAAAUGAAACAGUAGUCUAGCGCCUAUGUGUGGGUCUUGGCCAUGGG